UUCUCACACAUUCUUAUCACUUACUCAGUCUCGCUCACUCAGUCGUCCGUACAUUUUUACUCGUAUCUUUCCAUAACUCUCUUGCUCUGCUUUCUUUGGAGAAAACAGAGUAUGGAGCGUUUAUCUUUUAUCUGUUGCUUUCUCUUGCUCAUUUCCAUCUCAGUAUUUGCAGAUGCGGGUUCAAUCGGAGUGAACUAUGGCCGAAUAGCGAACAACCUUCCCUCCGCCGUGAAAGUGGUUCAGCUUCUGAAAUCUCAGGGUCUUCAGCGGGUCAAGGUUUACGACGCCGACCCUGCUGUCUUGAAAGCCUUAGCUGGUACAGGGAUCAAAGUGACCGUAGAUCUACCCAACGAGCUUCUUUACGCGGCAGCCAAACAACAAUCUUUCGCCAACACAUGGGUUCAGAAAAAUGUCGCUGCUUACUACCCAUCUACCGAGAUCGAAGCUCUUGCUGUUGGAAACGAAGUCUUCGUCGACCCUCAUAACACCACCAAGUUCCUCAUCCCAGCAAUGAGGAACAUUCAUACGGCUCUUGUCAAGAACAACCUCCAUUCCGCCAUCAAAAUUUCAUCCCCCAUUGCUCUUAGCGCCCUCCAGAACUCGUACCCAGCAUCUGCGGGUUCGUUCCGACCGGAGCUUGUCGAAAGCGUUUUCAAACCCAUGUUGGAUUUCAUUCGCGAAACCGGGUCGUUCCUCAUGGUAAACGCUUAUCCAUUUUUCGCUUACGAGUCGAAUUCUGAUGUUAUCUCUCUAGACUAUGCUCUGUUCCGUGAGAAUCCCGGCGUUUUGGAUGCGGGUUCCGGGUUACGUUACUUCAACCUCUUCGACGCACAAAUUGACGCUGUUUUUGCCGCAAUGUCUGCUUUGAAAUACGACGACAUAAAGCUUGUCGUUUCUGAAACGGGUUGGCCAUCAAGGGGAGACGAGAAUGAGGUCGGUGCCAGCUUGGACAACGCUGCAGCCUACAACGGAAAUCUGAUCCGUCGAGUUUUAACCGGUGGUGGGACUCCGCGAAGGCCCAAAGAUGAUCUCACCGUUUAUCUAUUCGCUCUCUUUAACGAAAAUAAAAAGAACGGUCCCACAUCGGAAAGAAACUACGGGCUUUUUUACCCCGACGAAAAGAAAGUUUAUGAUAUCCCUUUUACCGUCGAGGGUUUAAAGAGCUACCACGACGACCCGUCACCGGUUAGUGGAGGAGAACCCGAAGGUCAACAAGUGACUAAACCGGUCAACGGCGGUGGUGUGUCGAAGAGUUUGACGGGGAGCACGUGGUGCGUUGCGAAUGCUCAAUUGGGGAAAGAAAAGCUACAGGCAGCUCUAGAUUUCGCUUGCGGUGAGGGUGGUGCUGAUUGCCGUCCGAUCCAACCAGGCUCCACGUGUUACGAUCCUAACACCAUUGAGGCCCACGCCUCGUUCGCCUUCAAUAGUUAUUAUCAGAAGCAGAGCCGUCAGAUGGGGUCUUGUUAUUUUGGCGGGGCUGCGUACGUUGUUACUCAACCACCCAGGUAUGGAAAAUGCGAGUUUCCCACUGGUUACUGAAGAAAAAAAUGGAAAAAGAAAGUAGGGAUGAAUGGUUUGGAGGACUAUACAUCAUUAUAUUAGUAUUAGGUUUCAUGUAUGUUUGUAGCUUGGACAUGUUAUUAUGAUGCUUACAAAUUUUGGAGCCUCUGGCUUUUGUAUGUAUUUUGUUGGUUAUUUUAGACGGUUUUAACUUAACCCAUUAUGUUUAUAUAUUAAUUAGACGAUUUGUUUCA
Molecule: messenger RNA, 1754 nt
Organism: Humulus lupulus (European hop)
Lineage: Eukaryota; Viridiplantae; Streptophyta; Magnoliopsida; Rosales; Cannabaceae
Product: glucan endo-1,3-beta-glucosidase 12
Exons: 3
Coding region: 112-1539 (475 amino acids)
Biological process (GO): carbohydrate metabolic process
Cellular component (GO): plasma membrane
Molecular function (GO): hydrolase activity, hydrolyzing O-glycosyl compounds
Source: RefSeq, a predicted model, not a curated record